UGAACGUUGUCGCGUUGUCGCGACUCUCGUUAGACGGCUCUGGGUUGUUCUCCACAGCUGCAUCCGGUUUCACUCUUGCACAGAAGUUUGCUGCUUUUUUCUCCCACCAACCUGUUUCAGAAAAUGAAGUCAGUGGUGGUAAACUCCUUCACCGAAGUCUAUCGCAACAUGUAACUGGUUGAUGAUUCUAUUUGAAUGAUAACCGACGUCACACGGAAGUCAAGGAUGUGUGAGGAGUGAAUGGGGCUCCUUACAAUCAAAGUAACUCCUGUCCGAUACAAGACAUGGACUUGACAGGCGUGUAGGCUUCAGCGACAGCGCGUUGUGUGAUGGUUCGUCGUCCUCUUGGACCACUGUGAGAGUGAACUAUGGUGCCAUUGAAGCGAAGGAAAGUCGUGGGGAAUUACACUGGGGCUGGCCACGGUGGAGAUAAUUCACCAACCAAGUUCCCGGAUGUGCUUUUAUUCCUGUUGGAAAGAAAAAUGGGAGCCAGUCGAAGAGCUUUCCUGUCUCAGCUCGGUCGAAAGAAAGGAUUUCAUGUGGAGGAGUUGUUCAGUGAAAGCGUCACACAUGUCAUUUCUGAAAACAACUCUGGCUAUGAGGUCAGGACGUGGCUGGACUCGCAGCGCAGGGCUCAGGGCCAAAUGAUGGCUCACCUUCUGGACAUCAGCUGGUACACAGAGAGCAUGCGUGCAGGACAUCCUGUUCCGAUCCUGGAAAGACAUAAACUACAGGAGCAGCAUAAUGAUGAAGGAGAGGCUGUGGUGUUCUCAGUGCCCAGCUUCGCCUGUCAGAGAAGAAUCACUCUGGACAACCAUAACACCAUCAUCACAGGUGCUUUGUCGCUGCUGGCUGAAAACGCUGAGCUGAGUGAAGAGGACGGGCGAGGCGUUGCAUUUCGCCGGGCCGCCGCCGUGUUGAAGGCCCUCCCCGAACCAGUGACGUGCAUGACGCAGCUCAGAGGGCUUCCCUGUCUGGGAGAACAUUCCCUAAGAGUCAUCAAAGACAUUUUGGAAAAUGGAGAAUCAAAUGAGGUGGAAUCGAUGAAGCAGUCCGAGCGGUUUAAAGCACUAAAGGUUUUAACAGGUGUUUUUGGAGUUGGAGCAAAGACAGCGGACCGAUGGAUCAGAGAGGGGAUACACACUCUUCACCAGUUACGGGAUUCGGGACACGCACUCAAUCGAGCACAACAAGCAGGUGUGGAGCACUAUGACGACCUCAACCAGCCGGUCACUAUGGCGGAGGCUGACGCUGUCGGAGAGAUCGUGGAGAAGGCCGUCGUCUCUGUGUUACCAGGAGCGCAGAUAACUCUGACGGGAGGAUUCAGGAGAGGAAAGCCUUCCGGUCAUGAUGUUGACUUCCUCAUAACCCACCCAGAGGAAGGCAGAGAGGAGGGACUGAUGUCAAAAGUGGUGUCCUGGCUGGAGUCACAGGGUUUCCUGUUGUACCAUAAAACUUCAAGAAACUCUUACCUGGAGUCUGCGAACGGGCCUGCCCGGCCUGCUUCCAACAUGGACCGAUUCGAGAGGUGUUUCUCCAUCUUUAAACUGGCCAAAGUGGAGGGAUGGGGAACAAAUCAGACAGGGACAUGGAGAGAAGGUGGCAUGCAAAAUCUAAAUACAGCAGAGGAUGAGGAUGAGCAUGAGGGCUCAUGUGGUGUCAGGGGCCACGCCCGGAUAAAUCCUGAGGACUCUCGUCUUCAGAAGGGGAAAAAUUCACAUUCACAGAGUCAGAUUCACACUGGUGAACAGAAAUACCAUGAGUUGGGCAAAGAUGCGGGACCGGAGGAGACAAGACCUGCUGGACACAAGCCGUGGAGAGCUGUGAGAGUGGACCUGGUGGUUUCUCCUAUCAGCCAGUUUGCUUUUGCUCUGCUGGGCUGGACUGGAUCCAAGUUGUUUGAGAGAGAGCUGCGACGUUGGGCGGGACAGGAGAAGGCCAUGUCUCUAAGCAGCCAUGCUCUGUUUGAUAAUAAACAGAAGAGGUAUCUCACAGCCACGUCAGAGGAGGAGAUAUUUGGUCAUCUCGGUUUGGAGUUCAUUCCACCGUCAGAGAGAAAUGCCUGAUGAGAAACUGCUGCAGGAGGGUGAAGCAGGUACCAUAUGAGGAUUAUGAACUGGAGAAGUUAGGGUUAAUGUUGCCUCACCUUACUAAAGUGGGUGGUCAGAUCAGGGGAAAGCAAUGACUCUACAUCAAUGGAUGACGCGUCUCAACUUCCUCCCACUAUAGAAAAAUAUAGCCAAAAUAUCUUGGAUACAGGCACUGCCAUAAUUUGGAGUCAGAUUCUGUGCAGUAUGGUUAUCAUGGUGUGGAGCUGUGAUAUUGAGGUCCCAAGCACGACCAAUCAUUCUCAUCUGUCAAUCAUGACUUUUCACCACAUUUUUAUAGCUUCAACUAACUAAUUAAAUACAAACUUAUCAGAAAAAUGAACACCUGAACAUCAGUGUGAUAAGAACAACCUAAAAUGUAAAACGUAAUUGACGUGUAGGCCUACUCCCAUCUGCUAGCAUGGAGGAGGCAGGAUUUAUGACCUAUACUGCAGCCAGCCACCAGGGGGCGAUCCAGAUGUUUUGGUUUCACUUUUGGGGAGCUGUCUUUUUGUCCAUCUUUAUAUACAAUACAUGGGGAAAAGGUGGGCCCGUGUUGUGUCAUGUACCAUGAGACAACUCAAACAGAACCAGUAAGUUUGAGUUGCAGAUACGCGUGUUUAUCUAGGGUGUAUUCCAGGAAGCAGCUUUAAAAAACUCUAAACUUAACCCUGAACUCUGACUUAAUCCACUCUCAGAUGGGAAACUCAGAGUUUUCGGUUCCAGAAAAAGCAGUUCUGAGUUAGUUAGAUCAACUCUGAUUAUUUUCACAUGGAGUUACGUGUGUGCCACCUGACCAUAGUAAGCCAUCAUCAAUGGAGCUCCGAUACUAUGGGUCACCAUGGCAACCAAGGCGAAAACAAGGUCCUGCUACGUCACGCCAUUAGAGUUGGGGAUACUACGUCAUUCUAAUGGAGAAAAUAAGCAUAUUCUGAGAAAGUGGAACAUCACAGCGGCUGUUGAUGAGGAGAGACAGUUGGCGUGGGAGGAAAUUACUGCCCGAGUUGACACGUAACACUGAAUAAAAUAAUGAUAGUAGAACAAUGAAAUAAUAAUAAUUGUUGCUCACGUCUGAAAAAGUGUAAUCUUAUUUAAUUAUAUUUAAAUUAGAUGCAAUCUCACAGUCAAAAAAAUAACGUGGCUGCAGCUAAAAAAUAAUUAUAAGAAUACAGUUCAGAUCGGGAAAGCAUAUGGUUUUAAUCAGAUUUCGCAAAAAAACAACAGUUGUAGACAUACUGAAAUUUAACGGAUUUAAGCUUUCUGUGACACUGAUGUGACCCUUUGAUAAACAACAAAAGAAAAGAAGAAAAAAAACACUCACAAAAGAAGUUAUGUAAAUAAAUAAAUAAACUCAGGUACAGUAAAGUCCCAACCCCUUUCAUCUAUCAAAAUAAGGUGACCCCCAAACCCCUCGCAAAGGUAUCCACAUUUAAGUGCUUGUGGAGGGAUAUGCUAUAGAAUUAAUAGACAGAGUCCUACUCUGUACAAAAUAGAACUUAAAAUAAGGCACCAAAAAUGGCAAGUUAUAGUAUUACUAUUUUUCAACCCAGAAGGCACAUAGUAUUCUCUAGUAUUCUCAGCUUAAUCAGAAAACUGCGCACCUAACUAUAGCUGAGAUCAAGGAUACAUUUGGUGUAAAACAUAUAGAUCACUUAGGAAUCAAUCUGUGCUUUCAUAAAUUUCCCCUCAAAUUCGUAGAGUCUCUUGUGGCUGAAUCUCUGUUUAAUCUAUUCUUUGGAAAAGUGGAUAUUCCCAUGAUUAACAAGGAGAUGUCUGCUGAUUUGGAAGAAACAUUCUCAAUACAGGAGCUUAAAAACACAGUCAAUUCCAUGAAAAAUGGAAAAUCUCUGGGACCUGAUGGGCUCCCAAGUGAAUUCUAUAAAAAGUUUACUAUUCAACUUGCUCUUAUUUUUCUCUCCUAUAUGAGGAAUCACUCAACGGCUCCUUCCCCUCAACCGUGCGACAGCCGGUUAUAUCACUUCUCCCCCAAAAGGAAAACGACCAGUUGGAAUGCGGCGCCUAUAUCGCCCUAUCUCACUUUUAAACGUGGAUAGUAAAAUUCUUUCCAAGAUGUUGGCCUGGAUCAAACAGGCUUCAUUCAAAAUCGUUAUUCUUUUUUUUAAUAUACGUCGGCUAUUUAAUAUUCUCUAGAACCCUAAUCCAUCUGAUGUACCAGAAAAACUAAUAACGCUGGAUGCUGCGAAGGCAUUUGACCGGGUGUAGUGGGAUUACCUUUUCUUUACUCUUAAAUAAUUUGGACUUGGCUCAAAGUUUAUAUCUUGGAUAAAGGUGCUUUACUCCUCUCCACUGGCAGCUGUUCGUACGAACAACAAUCUUUCCUCCUAAUUCCCAAUUCAUCGCGGCACUAGGCAGGGCUGUCCCCGCCUCUUUUUUACCAUUGCUGCUGAACCGCUAACAAUAGCCUUGCGUAAUGAUGCAGAGAUCAAAGAAAUGAAGAGAAAUGGUUCGGAGCAUAAAAUAUCACUUUACGUUGAUGAUAUGCUUUUAUAUGUGUCCGACCCUUUAAGCAGCCAACCAAAAACACAUUCUGGCAGAAUUUCAGGAUACACAAUCAAUCUACAAAAGAGUGAGAUCAUGCCACUAAACGCUGUAGCUGAGUCUGUCGUACUUAGUAAAUUGUCCCUUAAAGUAAGUCCACACAUAUUUAAGUAUUUGGGAAUCUGGGUCACACACGACUUUAAAAAACCUUUUUAUAGCUAAUUUCCUACCGCUUAAAACAAGACUUGCAAUGUUGGAACCAGAUACCUUUGUCAUUAGGAGGAAGAAUCAAUAAAAUCAAAAUUAAAGUAUUUAUGCAUUUCAUUAUAUUCUUGUCUUUAUAGCAAAAUGUUGUUUUUUUAAUCUAUAGACAAACUGUGAUCUGGGUUCAUUUGGAAUAAGAAAAAUCCCAGAAUACGUAAAGGUAUGUUACAGCGGCACCGCCAACACGGGCUAUCCCACCCUAAUUUUCAGUUGUAUUACUGGGCAGUUAAAAUAAGGACCAUGUGAUAUUGGAAAGAGCUCUCAUCACUUGAUGCCGUCCCCAAAUGGUUACAAUUACAAUUGGAGAAGUUAUUGUGUAACCUCAUAGUUCAGACAAUCUUUCUCACUUAAUAAUUUUUCAAUAUAUACCUCUAUAGUAAGGAACCAUCUAUUUACCCCACCAAUCAUAGAUGGAGCUUUUGAUGUGUGGGUUAAAAGAGGGAUAACCACUUUAAGAGAUCUGUUCAUUGACAACACUUUCAAAUCUUUUGAUCAGUUAGUGUUGAAAUUUAAUCUCCCCCGUUCUCAUUUUUUCAGAUUUUUGCCAAUCCGUAGCUUUAUAUCAACAUCCUCAACCUAUUUUCCAUCACAACCACCCAGUUUUCUUCUAGAUUCUGUUCUAAAACUUGACCCAGGCCACAAAUGGUCUAUUGGGACAAUCUAUUCAUUACUAAACUCCUAUAAUUUAGAACCCCUUCAUUCGCUAAGGAAUCAAUGGGAGGGAGAUUUGGCAGAAAGCCUUGGAUAGGAUACCCUCCUCCUCAAUCUGUCCUCAACAUACAACUAUCCAGUUCUCCACAUCCUUCGAGGACGUAGCCCACUCAGCCUGACGGAGGCGAUACUCCUUCGUCGGCCAGGUAGACUGCGACAGGGGAACCUAAAUUAGACGGUCUGGUCUACGGCAGAGCUUCUUCUUCCUGUUUCACUGGCGAGUCGCAUUAUCGCCACCAACUGACUUGAUUAGGGAUUACAUUUAUCCUUGAGAGGAGAGCAUGGCUAAAACACUUCACUUUGAUGAUAUAAUUCUAUAUCUAAUAAUUAAAUACAAAUUCAAGGGAAUUGUACUUAAACAUUAGUAUUUUCAAUUUGAUGCAAAGUUAUACUUCUAUUCCACUACAUCUCUGAGGCAAAUGUACUCAGAUUACAAUUUGUUUUACCUUUCAUAUCCACUGAAAGCCACAUAUCUCAAGAUGUAUUGAUCUUAAUAUGAUGAUUUUAUAGAACAUGUUGCAUUGCUGAAGGAUUAAUUACUAACGGAGUAGAAAGGAGUUAAAAUGAGCUAAAUUUCACACAUGCUCAUGAAUUUAUAAAUAAUAGUAUUUAAAAAUAAAUAAAAAUAAAUAUAUAUAUAUAAUAUUAAACCACUGACUGGGACCAUUAGGACAAGAUGAGACUUAAUUAAUCCCACACUGGGGAAAUUCAUUUGUAAGAGCAUCAGCAAGAGUCAUUGGGGAAGAGGUGGAUAAUAAAAUGUAGCAAAAAAACCCAAACAAUAAAAAAUGGAAAAGAGCUAUAGAGACUAAAAAGCUGAAUACAUAAGGCUAAUGUGCAGUUGUCUGGAUAAAAAAUAUGACAAAUAAAGUAAGUGUUGUAUGGAUGUGCAGUAAAACAAUAAUAAGAAUAAAUAUGUAUUUACACACACGCAUUGAGGCCCAGCAGAGGAUGUACUUCCUGCGCUAGCUCAGGAAGUACAACCUGCCUCAGGAGCUGCUGAUCCAGUUUUACACUGCAGUCGUCGAAUCUGUUCUCUGCACUUCAAUAACUGUCUGGACAUCACCUGUUCCAACUUCUCCCCUCUGGUAGACGAUACAGAACACUGUUCACAAGAACCAGCAGACACGGGAACAGUUCCUUCCCUCAGGCUGUCACGAUGUUGAACAGUUGAUAUCAUAGUGACAUGAACAAUCCUCUCAUAACAAUAAACCCAUAUUUAUAACAGCACCCUCUUGCACUACUCAUGUUUACAAUAUUUAUUCUUAUUCUUAUUUUUUUAUAUAUAGACUUUUUAUCCUGUAUAUAAUAAGUAAAUGUUAUUUGUUUGUGUGUACCUGUAAAUUGAGAGAGUGUAAAAAAAGCCGGAGUCAAAUUCCUUGUACGUGUUACUUGGCCAAUAAAACCGAUUCUGAUUCUGA
This is a messenger RNA of Scophthalmus maximus (turbot), 6982 nucleotides long. RefSeq names its product polymerase (DNA directed), mu (gene polm). NCBI's taxonomy places the organism in Eukaryota, Metazoa, Chordata, Actinopteri, Pleuronectiformes, Scophthalmidae. The record is from RefSeq and is a predicted model, not a curated record. The coding region runs from base 369 to 2066 and encodes 565 amino acids. The transcript has 11 exons. Gene Ontology annotation, cellular component: nucleus. Gene Ontology annotation, molecular function: DNA binding; DNA-directed DNA polymerase activity. Gene Ontology annotation, biological process: double-strand break repair via nonhomologous end joining.